AUGACUGCUCUUUGCACGUCAUCGCUAUUGAUUCAAACCCCUAGCACGUCUGACCCACCAACCCACCCUCCUUUCCUGAUUGGGCCAACCUGUGGUCAGAUAGCUUUGACAACUUUAGCACGGCUUCAACUUCGAGUUCUACGAUGUAUUCCCGUCCUCAUCGCGAUGAAAAAAGCCCCACCCCUGCCUCUUCUCCUCAUCGAUCGCCUUCAUCGCAAGCACAGGCUCAGCCAACCCCUCGUCGAAGUGCUCGAACAACCCCACUCCGUCGACAAUCUUCCAUGGUUAUCCCUCCCUCCGAUUCUCGAAAGGCCGUUCCGAGUGAUGUUGAAUCCGAGUCCGAGAAUGUACGAAAGGGUUCCAAGCGUCGCCGAGAGGAAACAGAAGAUGAAUCAGCUUUGA
This is a messenger RNA of Melampsora larici-populina 98AG31, 402 nucleotides long. RefSeq lists its product as uncharacterized. The transcript has 2 exons. NCBI's taxonomy places the organism in Eukaryota, Fungi, Basidiomycota, Pucciniomycetes, Pucciniales, Melampsoraceae. The record is from RefSeq and is a predicted model, not a curated record. Bases 1 to 402 code for a protein of 133 amino acids.